Molecule: messenger RNA, 1264 nt
Organism: Pelmatolapia mariae (spotted tilapia)
Lineage: Eukaryota; Metazoa; Chordata; Actinopteri; Cichliformes; Cichlidae
Product: coiled-coil domain-containing protein 152-like
Exons: 8
Coding region: 1-804 (267 amino acids)
Source: RefSeq, a predicted model, not a curated record
AUGACAAAGUUAAACUGCGUUAAUCUUGAGAAAUUUCUGGAGGAGUUUUGUCAACUAGAACAGAACAUAACUGAAGGUAAUGGCAGAAACGGCAUGUUGGAGAUCAUGUUGGAGGAUGCUAAUAGACUGGUGAAGUUUUACCAGACAAAGGAGAAGAGCCUAAUUGAGGAAAAAGAUAGCCUUCUUCUCACAGUGAACAAACUGCAGCAGACUCUGCAGGAGCAGUGCAACCUCAGAGUGGAGAAUGAGAGACUCAAGAUUGACAUGGCAGAUCUGAAACAGCAGAAUGAGAGAACAGCAGAGGUUGGAAAGGCUGAAGUUCAGCGGCUGGUCAGAGAAAUGAGAGCAGAAGAAGGGAGACACAAGAGGGCGCUAGAGGAUCUAAGACAGCAGUGUGGCAGGGAGGCGGAGAAUGCCCACAGGGAGUAUUUUAGUCAGUUGGAGGCUAAAGAUGCUGAAUGUAAGAAGCUGCUGGAGAAAAAGGAUCUAGAUCUAGAGGACAUGAAGAAGAGACUAAAACAUCAGGAAAAGGAGAGUCAGAACGGGCUACUGAAGUUACAGAUGGAGUUUGGUGCAAAGUUAGCCAGAGUUCAGAGUUCAGCUCAGUGGAGCCAACAGCAGCAGCAGCAGCAGCAGCAACAUGGCCCCGGCCUUCCUCAGAGUGUCUUUAAAAGGAAGCUGCAGUUUUUCCAGGAGGAAAAGAACAAAGAGAUUUUUGCUCUGCGUCAGAGAAUCAAAGAGCUGGAAGAGAAUCAGCGUGCCAGCAGCAUCCUGGACAGCCGUCCAAAGAGAAGAAAGAUUUAAUUUGUUUAGAGGCUAACGAGCUGCUGACCUGCCAGUGGACGUGCAUGAUUCCCAUAGAGCAUUCUGAAAUUUCCAAUCUUACAUAUUUAACAGGACAUUUACUUGGUGCUUGUGCAGUGUGACUAGAUUUGAUUGCAGAUUCAGUGCUCUUCUUGCAGGUGACCAGUGUGAAGAAAGUACAAACACAUGCUGUAUUCCUGUCUAAGGAUUUAAUCCAAUUAGACGCCUACAGGGAAGGAUGGAGGGAGAGAGGAAGUGUAGAUGGAGUAGUGCGAUUGUGAAUGAAUUGGCUGAAAGGGCAGUCUGAUUCAAGGAUGUAAAUCUGUUUAUCUGUUUUCAUUCAAAGAAAUCAUUAAUAGUACUUAUUCCCCUUUUUUUCAAGGUUCAUGUAAUUCACACUGAGUUCUCUUUGUGUUCAUAUAGAUGCAGUCAAUCAGACAUUUUCUCUGUGGUUUAUUGU